Molecule: messenger RNA, 628 nt
Organism: Meloidogyne enterolobii
Lineage: Eukaryota; Metazoa; Nematoda; Chromadorea; Rhabditida; Meloidogynidae
Source: the annotation of a GenBank genome assembly
UGUAAAGACGACAGAAACGACGACGACAACAACGGAAAAACCUAUAUAUCGGAGCGAUGACUUUUGGCGUGGUGUUAUUUUUGGAGGAUUUCUUGCCUUCAUAAUGCUUUCCUGCUUUUGUUGUAUAAUGACCACCUGCUGUAAUAAGAGGACCAAUCGAUUCUGCGGCAAAACUUGUCUAAUGCUUCAUGCAAUAAACCUCACCAUCUUCACAUUAAUUGGACUCGGAGUCUUCUUCGUCUACACUAUGGUGGAUAAUCCAAGUGGACUCAUCGUCUUCAUCCUCAUUCUAAGUCUUACUUGCUGCUGUAUGGUCUCAACAUGUUGCAUCGUUCACAAGUACUACAAAUACGAAGAAGGGAAGCUAAAAGACCAGGAAAAACGAAGGAGGGAGAAAGAAAAAGAAGAAGAAAAAGCAGCAAGACUGAAGCACGCGCAAUACAAAAAAGAAAUCGACCAGGUCAUCGACGAAUAUAUUGCAGCGACCAAGGAUUUCGAAGACAUCAAUCCGGAAGUGAUCAAACAUGCGAAGAAAGCUCAAAACCUGCGGCCGCGUCAAAUGCCUCUUCCACCUUACUGUUCAGUUGGUCUGAGCACGGAUUCUGAUCGACAUCAGGUAAAAACCUGA